This is a messenger RNA of Sparassis crispa, 381 nucleotides long. RefSeq names its product Probable dolichyl-diphosphooligosaccharide--protein glycosyltransferase subunit. The transcript is spliced from 3 exons. Bases 1 to 381 code for a protein of 126 amino acids. NCBI's taxonomy places the organism in Eukaryota, Fungi, Basidiomycota, Agaricomycetes, Polyporales, Sparassidaceae. The record is from RefSeq and is a predicted model, not a curated record. Gene Ontology annotation, biological process: protein N-linked glycosylation. Gene Ontology annotation, cellular component: oligosaccharyltransferase complex; membrane.
AUGGCUAGACCGAAGACCACCGUUGCGCCCUCUUCCCCGCCGUCCCCAGCGCUGACACACGCUGUACAGUCCUUAUGGAAGGCGUACAAUGAGACAACCUCCUCUCGUCUCAAACUCAUCGACGCUUUCCUCCUGUUUCUCAUGCUCACUGGCGUCAUACAAUUCGUCUACUGUGUCCUUGUAACCAACUUUCCCUUCAAUGCUUUCCUCGCUGGCUUCGGCAGUUGCGUCGGACAGUUCGUGUUGACAGCGUCCUUGCGAGCGCAAGUCGACCCUGCAAGUAGAACGGAAUUCAAAGAAGUUUCCCCAGAGCGAGCGUUCGCAGAUUUCGCCCUUGGCUCCAUCGUCCUGCAUUUCUUCGUCUACAAUUUCCUCGGAUAA